AUGUGCCUUGCGCGUGGAAGUGAGAAAACAGAUCUGGACUCACUCAGCGACAAGGGUGAGAUCAAGAACCCUUUAUACAGGAAGCCGAAGGAUGAAAAGAAUAUCGGCGGUACAAAGGAAGAUUCCAUCAUACCACAAGACGAGCAAAAAGGAGCUCUCAAUCAUUCAGCUUAUUCCAUGGACGUGAAUGAAGAUGAGAAGCUAUCAAAAGAAGCCUCUCGUGAGAAAAAGCGUGGAGAUUCGACAGAAGGGACGGAGGAAAAAAUACCCAAGAGAGAGGCGGCUUUGAAGCAGAAGAAAGCUCCAGGAAAUGUCAAAAAGACGAAUAUACCCGGUGCUCUAAAGAAAAGAAAGCAGUAA
This is a messenger RNA of Cooperia oncophora, 360 nucleotides long. NCBI's taxonomy places the organism in Eukaryota, Metazoa, Nematoda, Chromadorea, Rhabditida, Trichostrongylidae. The record is from the annotation of a GenBank genome assembly.